UGUCACACACACACCAAUUUCACCAUUCACCAAAUAAAUCUAUCUGCGAUUUGCUCUAUACAUAAUUAUAGUUUUGCUAAAACAGAUUCAUUAUAACAUCGAAAUAAAUAAAGUUUAAAAUGUCCUCGCCGCUGGAAAACUUGGAAACUCAGUUGGAAAUGUUCAUUGAGAACGUCCGUCAAAUACGUAUCAUUGUCAGCGACUUUCAACCGCAGGGCCAGAGCGUCUUAAACCAAAAGAUUCAAUCGCUCGUAACUGGCCUUCAGGAAGUCGACAAGCUGAAAUCUCAAGUUCAAGAUAUCCAUGUUCCUAUAGAAGUAUUUGAUUACAUAGACCAGGGCCGCAACCCACAGCUCUACACCAAGGACUGCAUUGACAAGGCCCUAGCCAAGAAUGAGGAAGUGAAAGGCAAGAUCGACUCCUACAAGCGCUUCAAGAGCCAUCUCCUCGGUGAACUCGGAAAGACCUUCCCUAAUGAAAUAGCUAAAUAUAAAGCUAUUAGGGGUGGUGAAUAAGUUUGAAAGUUUUGGAAUUAUUUUGCCUUUAUAUGUGUAGUUUAGACCCAAAAGGUACUUAGUUGGUUGUCAAUAAGGCAAAUUAUUGUUAUUGACAACUGAAUAAGUAUUGUUUCAAGAUGUAACUUGUAUCACCAGCACUAAUAGAAUGAUCAUGUUUACGGAUAAAAUAAAUCUGGGUGCCUAUUGUCUCUUUCUAGAUAAAAAAAAAAAAAUUUCAGAAUAUUCAAAAUUCAAAAAAGCGGGGAAAUAUUUUUUAUAAUUUUAUAAAUACAGUUGUUCUACCAGUGCUGAUGUGGAUGUAGAAUCUAAGUAAUGUGCCUACAUUACUUAUAGGCUAGUAUGGAAGUAAUAGGGUCUCAUAUUUAUUGUAUGUAAAAUGUGAAGCUUUUUCAACUGAUAGAUUUUUCAUUUAUGGGACGUGUAACCUUUUUCAAUUCUCAAAACUAAAAUCAUGUCCGUCAUGACCUUUAGUAUAUUGAAAUUCAGAUUUGAUUUACGGAAAUAUGUCACUUUCCAUUUAAAUCUGACACCUAUUAUUGAACAUACUAGAUUCUAAACUUGAAUACCAUCGAGGGUUGCGUUUUAUAACUUAUAAUCUCUAUAUGUGUAUCUCUCCAACAAAUAUGGUUAUUAGAGAGAGACACAGACAUAUAGGUUACAAGCCUUUGUAAUACGAACCCAACAAUAAAGUGAAAUGUACCUUUAGCUUGUUAUUUUUAAGGCUAGUUUUUAUAUUUACUCUAAUACAUUACAUGCAUAAAAUAUCAAUCAAAUUGAGACUAUUCAUUAAAAUAAACCCAGCCUUAUUUUAUAAAAUUUCAUUUAAUUUCUUAAAAAUACAAUUAGCUGACCAUAAAACGAAAAAUUAAAAUUGAGAUAAGAAUAAAGAGUAUAUGAGUAUUCAUUGAAAAAUAGAAUGAUAUAAAAAUAGAAAUG
Molecule: messenger RNA, 1454 nt
Organism: Cydia strobilella
Lineage: Eukaryota; Metazoa; Arthropoda; Insecta; Lepidoptera; Tortricidae
Gene: MED10
Product: mediator of RNA polymerase II transcription subunit 10
Exons: 3
Coding region: 120-515 (131 amino acids)
Biological process (GO): positive regulation of transcription by RNA polymerase II
Cellular component (GO): mediator complex
Molecular function (GO): transcription coregulator activity
Source: RefSeq, a predicted model, not a curated record